Phlebotomus papatasi is the source of this 5475-nucleotide messenger RNA. RefSeq lists its product as uncharacterized. Lineage: Eukaryota; Metazoa; Arthropoda; Insecta; Diptera; Psychodidae. The transcript is spliced from 6 exons. The coding region runs from base 2177 to 3961 and encodes 594 amino acids. The record is from RefSeq and is a predicted model, not a curated record.
AAGGUGUGCAAAGUGAAAGGUGAACAACGGGUGGACUAUCAAGUCUCUCCAGAAGAGACCAACACACCCGAGAAGACAUUAUAGUUCUUUUCUUAUAUUUGAAAGAAAUCUGAAUAUUCCACUGAAAGAGGGAAUCCUUGAGAAAUUUGUGUCCAGUGUUCCAGAUAUAGUGACUGGUUAACGGACAUUUUGGAAGAUUUUCUGGAAAACUUCCUGAUCACACAGGUUUUGUAGGGGGGCUCAGAAGUUGGGAGUAGUAGCAGCGCAGCGGAAAGAGAAUUGGAGACUCGUUGGAAGUGAGAGUGAAAACGAUUCAAGAAAAACGAUCUGGAAAGUCUUGUUGGAAGUGGGAAGUGCACCUUUUAAGUGAGAGUGGAAGUGAACCAACUCAAGAACAACAAAACAUAAUUAUAUAUGUAUAUAUGAAAGAACUUUUGAGACUUCAAAAAUAAUUAAAGAGGAAACUCGAGGACAUUUUCACAAAAAAGGAAUGAAAAGAAUCGUCAAAUUUGUGGAAAUCUAAGAAACAAUUCAUAGAAUCAAAAAUCAAGGAAAAAAGAAAAAACGAAGAAAAGUAAAAACGUGAUUUGAAUUGGCGAGACAGAAAGAAAGUAUGAGGAGGAAUUGGAUAGUAUAGUCAACAGGGUGAUCACAAUUUUCACAUUAAUUUGCAUUAUAAAUCAUUCCAAAAUCACUAUACAACGGCCCGUAUUUUUGGAAAAAAAUAAGAAAUAAUUAAAUUAUUCAAUUUUUUUCAUCAAAUUAAAGAAAUCUCAAAAUGUAGUUCUAUUUUUAGAAAAUAUUCAACUUGCCUUAAAGAUAUGUAGUGUCGAAGGAACCCCUAUUGACGCUUUUGUCAAAAUGAUGAAAUUUAUUUAAAUUUAAUGUAUCUGGUAAAAUGCAAGUAAUGUUUUCUUUCUGUAAACUACCUUUUCUUAUAAAAAAGAGAUGUUAAAAUUUCAUAUCCUAAAUCGGUACUGAAUGUGUCAAUAAGUAUGGCACGAUAAAUUCUUAAAGUGUCAAUAGGUAUUUCUUUUACCCUAGAUAGAAUAUUCUGAAGUAGGGCUUUCAGCAUUUUCGAAGCUUUUACCAAAGCUUAGAAAGCUAUUUUGGAUUACGGACCUAGGAUGAUUAACUAACGGAUGGAGCAUUUUAAUUCAGAAAUGGUAUAUUUUUCUUAAAUUCUUUAUAAUUUUUAAGUCUUAGAUCCCACAAAAAUAAAUAUAACACGAAAUGGUAGGCACAUGUACAGAGAUUAUAUUUUUAUUGAUUUUAAAAUGUUACUAUGGUGUUACAAAUACAAAAUUUGUCAGAAAAAUUCAAAAAAUUGCGAAUUUUACGUUUUUUUCAUACAGGUUUUAGGAACUGUUAUCCUCGUGCAAUCAUUAUAAAUUUUGAGCCAAUAAUAUAACAUUAGAUACUCUUUCAUUUGGCAAAAGUUUUUAAAUAAUUGCAUUUGGUAUUAUACUAAAACUAAAAAAUCACUUAAGAAAUAAUAUACCAUACUUCUGUACGGAAAAUGUAUGAGAAUGCUCCGCCCUGUUACGGCCCGAUAUAUUUAGACUCGAGAUUUUAAAAAUCGUCAUCUUCUGCAUUCCCCUAGAAUUGGAUGUUGAUCACGAUACCACCUUCCUAAUCUCUUUUAAAUUCAUUGAACCUCAUAGUUUCAUUUGAACCUAAUGGGCCCGGCUUUUCAUUCUCUCAAAUCUGAUAUUUGUGGAUUUAAUAUUGCGGCACAAUUAAUUUCUUCAAGCCACUUUUGGAUACCAUUAUUUCUAUGUUUAACUUUGAUAGAAGGGAACGAAGAAAUCAUACUUAUUCAAAUCUUUUAUAUGACCAACACUAAGUCGGAGGUGGACAUAAGAAAGCUUUUUUGUUUUUUUUUCACAAACCAUAAAUUCAUUUAAUUCCAGUUUUAAAAGUUUUAAAAUCGUGUGUGUAACUAUUAUUUAAUAAAUUGAAAAUGAAAUAUCUUCGAUCACCCUGUUGAUUGAUGAGAAGAGGGGAAUUGAAAAGGUGGUCAGUGAGAGUGAUUUUCUGGCUCAAAAUUUAAAGGUCACUUGGACAUAAGUUUCAACUAUUUUUCUUGAAAUUCAAUAACUUAAAGUGGUAAAAGAAAACAAAAAACAAGAAGUGGAAGAAAAAAAAGCAGAAAAAAGUGAAAGUGACAAAAAUAAUGGUUAAAGCAUCACCAAGGAAGAUGGCAAUGAUCGUGGGCAUUUGUCUAGUAGCAACUCUAGUAGCUUCAGUGACCUCUGAGACCCCGUCUUUAAGUUCUCAAACGUUAAGCCUAUCAGGGCGAGAAAAACCUGAACUGUCUGAACAUCUGAGUGCUGUUAUUGGUGAAGAUGUGGCCAAAAGUAUCGAAUACAAGCGACAAGUAGAAGAAGCAGAACUUAGAUCAACAGCUAGAACACUAUUACUUACAACGCCAUCUACUGAAUCGACUGCAAAGUCGCGAAUUCAGAUCAAAACAGCCCCAAAUGGAGUUGAUUACGAAUAUGAGUAUGUUUAUUACUACUAUGAUGAGGAUGAUGAUACAAAUAAGACUACAACACCGUCUGAACGUGGAAGAAGUCGCUACCAAAGCAUAGAACGCACCUCCAAAGCACCCUUGGCCGAUAAUAGUCGAACUGAAUUGAACGAAGAGGAAAGAUUACCACAGAAUACGCGUUUUCCGCCGAGAAAUUCACCUGAACUGAUAACUGAAGCUCCGGUAAAAAUCAGCGUUAAACAUCCUAGCCUGGAACUUGUAGACAGCGACACCUUCAAUACGGCAGACAAUCGCAAUCUGUAUGGAAGCCAGACAGAUGGUCCCAUGGAGAAGGCUGCUUUUGAUCUCUACGUGAUCCUUCAAAAUGAAAAGAUGGCAGUAGAUGCAACAGAAAUUGCUACAACUGAAGAACCUACAACGCCAGACAUUACCACGGAAUUUGUUGAGGUGACAACAAUGACUCAGGAAGUGACAACAACAACCCGAAGGACAACAGAAGCACCAUCUCCAGCACCAACGGAAACUAGGAGAGUCGCAGCACAGACUAGAAAUCGCUUUAAAUUGCGCCCAACGCCAUCUACUACAACAGAAGUCACAGAAAGGGCGACAUUUGCAGCAAAGAGUCGAUAUGGAAGUGGAAAACCUGGUGGUGGAAAUCGUGCAAAUUCCUUUGGACGUACUCUAAGCACCUCAGUGCCAUCUACAACGGCUCCAACUGAGCCCGAAAGUAGAUCAUCAUUCGGAUCACGUGCCACUAGAACUCGAAAUCGUUUCAAUUUGCGAUCUACCACAGAAGCGUCUGCUGUAUCUGAAGAAACAUCUACGGCAAGUCGUCUAACACGUCCUAGGGGAACAUUCAGUAGUCGUACUCGCACUAGAGCCACAACGCCAUCUUUAGAAGAAGUAACAAAUCGCACAACAGAAACAACUACAGCAAGACCAAGAGUUGCUCUUCCUAGCCGUUCGUCCAAUAGACUUUUAGCACCUAGAAAGAAUCUCCUACGUUCAUCUACAGCUCCACCUAGCACUGAGCUACCUACUGAGGAUCUCGAGGAGUCUGAUGUAGAAUCUCAGACAUCCCGAAGUCGACCAGAGGAAAUAGAAAAGGGUUUUUUCUUUACACAGACCGAAAGUACAACUAGUCAGAGUGGAAUAAAUCGACUGAGAAAUCGUCCACGUAUUAACAUCCACCCUGCUGGACGUCCUAAAGCACCAGUCCAGAAUGUCUUUGCGGCUAGAAAAGUUAAUCCAUUGAUCAGGAGACCCUUUGGCAACACAUCCAGCACUUCUGAGUCUCCAGCUGAAGCAGAAGAAACUGAUGCUGAAGAAGAACCAGAAAUCGAUGCUGAGGAACCGGCCAUUGAAGUCACAGAAGCCCCAUCAUCGGAGGCUCCACGUGGCCUUGGACUACUAGGGACAAGACGUCGCCUACCAUUGAGACGGCCAGGAACUAUCAACACAGCCUAAAAUAUGGCCAGACAAGCUUAUGGUAGCUAAGAUCAGCUGAAUUAAUCGAGCUGAAAUCGAUUAAUAAACACCGAAAAUAUAGUCCGAUCAAGUUAUUAUCGUUUAUAGCUCCGAUCGAGUCAGGGAUAAGUGGCAGUUUGAUCUAUCGUUGGAAAGGUCUCGAAUUCAUAUACAACAUACUAAAUUUUCAUUGAAAUCGAAAAUAGGGAUUUCAAAGUUACUCAACAUAGAAAAUUUCGAAAAUUUAUUUACCGAUUUUAGCAACAUUAACAGUUGCUAAAAUUAGGGAUUUAGGGAAUCAUAGCAUUUCACGAGACCUUUUAUUAUUAUCUUUGAUCAUCAAAUUUGGUUAACUAAAAGGAAAGUUAACGUCAUUUUAAGAACAAUUUUUGAACACCCAACAUUUCGGUGGUUUCUGGUGUGGUGGAUCUGACAUUGCCAUCUUUUGUUUGCCACCUAUCGAUAUUUCACUUCAGCCGAAAACCACAUGCAUUAUAUCCACUUUUUUUUUACUAAGCUAUAAACUUUUUUUUAGCAUUUUUACUAAAAACGAAACCUAUAGGUGUCAAAACGUCUUUAUAGAAAGUUUGGGCUUAAUUUACCAAGUCGGAAGUCAGAUUUCAAUCGAACCACAGAAGCUCAAUUUAGCUAAAUAUUUGGCUUAAAUUUGCUAACUCUUCAAUAAAUAAAUAAGAUUCCUUUUUUAGACUCCGGUUUAGCACUAUAUCUUCAAAGUCUGCUAAACAUAUGCAUUUAGUUAAAAUAAGAUAAGAAAUGGUUGCUAUUAAAAAAAAGCAUGGGCUUUAAUUAAUUUCGAAGAGAUUUUAAACGAUUUAAACUUUUCAAACCGGUUAUAGACCGAAUACAAAAAAAUAAAUAAAACACUCAAAAGAGUACGCAACGGGAUAAAGCGUAGAGCAUUCGCUUUAUUAUACAAAGGUCCUUGGUUCAAAUUUCCUUUAAGUCACCAGAAAGUUUUUGACGCUAAAGGUGUUUAAAUGGCAUCCAAUGAACUCAAUUGUACAUUAAACCAAGAGGGAUGGGAUUAUCAACCACAAUUCUUGGAUAAUAAUUAAUAAAUUCACGUGAGGAAGUAUAGGUUCUCUACGGAAGGGUGUACUUACAUUUAUUUAUUUAUUUAUUUAACAACUGUAGAAUAAUAAUUAUAGUCAAUAUUAAAAUUGCAGAAGAAGAAUAGGAAGUAGAUUAGUAAAAUUGGUUAGUAAAUAAAUAUCUACUCCCAAAUGUUAAAAUAACACAUUUUCAGUGCAUGAAAAUAGUGAAAUACUGUUAGUAAAAGAAAAAUUAAGGAGUUGUGAACCAUCUGAAAAUCUCAGAUGUGUUUUAAACUUAAAGUCAUUUCUGAUCAAUUUUACGUUUUUUUUUAUGACAAAAAUAGAAUAUUUUACUGGCCAAAAUGGAAUAUUCUACUGACAACAAAUAGUUUUGCCCAAUUAAAUCAUCAACGAAGAUUUUUCAAUUUACAUAAUAAUCCUACGAAGUAGAUUAUGAAA